AUGGAUUCGAGGUCGGCAUCGCCCGCGGACAGCCAGCAGGCCAAUGGGCCGCUCCGGCGUCUGCUGCCCGCGAAUUCGGCUGCAGGCGAAGCAAACGGACUUCGGGGCAAGUCUGGGUCCCGGCCUGGUUCUGUCGCUGCGCCGUCCGUCAUUCCCGCUCGCAGGAAGAGGGGACAAGCGACCACAGCAGCUUGCGGCGCGUGCCGGAAACGCAAGUCAAAGUGCGAUGGCGGGCGUCCGGUCUGUUCAAUCUGCCGAGACCGGGGCACCGCCUGCGAGUUCGACACCAAUGCGGCCGAGACGCACACUCAAGCGCUCAAGCGAAAGUUCAAUGAGCUGCAGAGCCAGAAGUCGGCAUUCGAGCAGGUCUACGAACUUCUGCAGACGCGAUCCGACAAGGAGGCCGAGGAGCUGUUCCGACGGAUCCGCAGGGGCGCCGAUGCUGGCUCCAUCUUGCGCCAUGUCAACUACGGCGAUGUCCUUGUCCAGCUUGCCCUGGUCCCGGAGUCUAGGUAUCGAUUCGAGUUCCCUUACAUUCCCGAGAUGCCGCCCUACCUGCGCCGUGCCGACAACCCGUACCUGGAGUCGGAGGUCUAUGAGUGUGCACUCCGCGGUCCGUCGAAUCCCUCCCAGCAACCAGGUCACCGGCCACGGCAACUACUGCCAGAUUCGCAGAACGUAUACGCGGUCGGGGCGCGGGAUCCGUAUCUGAAGCCAUACCAGUCUGCUGCUGUGGUGCACCCUUGGCUGGACUCGGUGAAGCCUUCGAAGUGGACCAACGUGAGCACCGAUGACGCCCUAAUGCGGAAGAUCCUCCAGGACUAUUUUCUUCUCGAGUACGACUGGUUCUCCUUCUUCCACAAGGACUACCUCCUCGAAGACAUGGCUACAGAGAACCAGCGCUUCUGCUCCGAGUUCAUGGUCAACGCGCUGCUGUGCUACGGAUGCUUUUGCCAUCGUGGUCUCCAGGGACGUGCUGAGUUCUGGAAUCCGAAGAACAUCGGGUACCAGUUCCUCGCCGAAGCGAAACGACUGUUUGAGAUUGAGUCCGAGCUUGAACGACCACCGCGGAUUCCAGGGGACCUAGACUGGGAGCGCAAAGACCUGGAGUGGGAGCAACGUAGGCUUGUCACUAUACAAGCCUCUGUGCUCUUGACCAUUAUCUACAGCCUCAACGGCUCGGAUAAGAUUGGUUGGCGGUAUACACUGAAGGCGAUCGAUAUGGCGAACGAAAUCCAACUGUUCGGCCCCCUACUCGAACGCCACGGGCCCGAAUUACAGUGUGUAAGGACCUACACGGCGUGGGGGUUAUUCUGCUGGCAGAGUCUCGUGACCUAUCAUUACUUGAAGCCACCCGCGAUCGCCGAGCCUCCCAGGACACCUCUCCCAGACCCCUCGCAACAGCCGCAGUGGUAUGGCGAGCUUUGGGUGAAGUACCCCGCGAGCCAGACGCCACUGCCGACGUACCAUGGCCUUCUCUUCAAGGCGAAGGCCGAAUUCUGGACCAUCAUGAACGAGGUUUCGCGGCUCACUUUCUCGCACUAUUGCUCGCCAACACGGCUAUCGGUCAGCCAAAUCCUCCAAUUCUAUGGCAGACUGAGAUCAUGGUGGCAAAACCUCCCAGAGGCCCUCACGCCGGGACGAAUCGCGCUGCCGCAUCAGUUGAAGUUGCACAUGCACUACGCGAACGCCGUGAUCGACCUUAUGACGCCCAUCCUCGGCUAUGACGGGCUCGUCGGGACGGAGUCAGGGCAGACACCGCGUGAUGUUUAUAUCGACACCGUAACCAACUUUGAAACACUCCUCCGCCUGUACUACCUCCGGCACGGAUUCGAGGGCUCCGACGGAUGGCUUCUCCAUUUCCUCGGCUUACUGAACCACAUAACGAUGAAUGCGAUCGAGACGAGCACGGGCUCUUCCUUCCUCGAGUCGCGCAGAUCGACCUUGCUACUUCUCACGAAAGGAAUCCACGCCCAGUGCAGAGUUAACUACAUUGCACGGGCCAUCUUCCGCUAUCAAGUAAGCUUGAUGCGGCCGGAAGACGUCGACCUGCUGCGACAAUUUGUCGAGCUGGAAUCGGACGAGUUGAUGAACGGGCCGCUCGAGCAAGCCGUCCAUACCGACUGGCCCGUGUACGAAGUCGGGCUCGAGGCGAAAGCCGAGAUGCGGCGGCAAGGGAGGACCCUGGCAAGCGGCCUGGCGUCCCUGUCCUUGACGUCCAGCCCCUUGCCCACGCCUAGUCGUUCUCCAUCGCAUUUGACAAAUUAA
Molecule: messenger RNA, 2268 nt
Organism: Chaetomium strumarium
Lineage: Eukaryota; Fungi; Ascomycota; Sordariomycetes; Sordariales; Chaetomiaceae
Exons: 4
Coding region: 1-2268 (755 amino acids)
Biological process (GO): DNA-templated transcription; regulation of DNA-templated transcription
Molecular function (GO): zinc ion binding; DNA binding; DNA-binding transcription factor activity, RNA polymerase II-specific
Source: RefSeq, a predicted model, not a curated record